This is a messenger RNA of Vollenhovia emeryi, 711 nucleotides long. RefSeq lists its product as uncharacterized. Lineage: Eukaryota; Metazoa; Arthropoda; Insecta; Hymenoptera; Formicidae. Bases 221 to 673 code for a protein of 150 amino acids. The record is from RefSeq and is a predicted model, not a curated record. The transcript has 3 exons.
AGUGACCCUCGCACCGUCCAAUUUUUCACACUUGUGUCACGUGUGUUUAUAAUUGCCAUAAAGAUUUAUUUAGCACAACGUUUAUAAGUUUGCUGUCUUCAUGUGAAGAUACCUUUACCUGAGGUACACAUGAAGUGAAUAAGGAUUUUCUUUAUACAGAUACUUUGAGAAUAAUGCAGACGCCUCAAAUUUACGAGACUACAAAAUUGUGUUACUCCACAUGAAACAGGCACGGGAAAGGAUUCAAGAGUUCGAACGGCUACAGAAAGCACGGCACCUUUUGGAUGCCAUUUCGUUAGUAAACAAUUUGCUUGCCGACGGUUCUGAAAUAGAAAUACUAUCGCUUGCUGGGAUAAUAGUGAGGAGAUUAAAUAAAUUAGGCGUGACAAAUAUAACGGCAGAUAAGGAAAACGAAUAUUGGUACAAAGAUACGAGACUAUCGGCUUUGAGACUUACACAUAGCGGUAUUUAUCACUGUUGCACAUUUUGUUCAAGUGGUGGAAAAAAGGAAAUAACUUGCGGCUGCAGAGGCACAAUGCCUGGUGGAUACAAAGGCUGCGGCCAUGGACAUAUCGGGCAUCCGGGCUUUAACCAUUGGUCCUGCUGUGGAUCUAUAUUACGUAAUGGGCGUUGCUUAAUUAUACGAAAAACUAUGCAUCAACUUAUAUUGUGAGUCUUAAUAAAUUAAUAAAUACAACUUCCAUACAUGAA